This is a messenger RNA of Sabethes cyaneus, 1054 nucleotides long. It is a transcript of the gene Nup37, whose product is annotated as nucleoporin Nup37. Gene Ontology annotation, cellular component: nuclear pore outer ring. The record is from RefSeq and is a predicted model, not a curated record. The transcript has 2 exons. Lineage: Eukaryota; Metazoa; Arthropoda; Insecta; Diptera; Culicidae. Gene Ontology annotation, molecular function: protein binding. Bases 82 to 1047 code for a protein of 321 amino acids.
UUAAAAUAAAGAUUACAAUUUACAAACAAAAAAUAGUGUUUCCCUAUCUAAGACCAAAGUGUGCUAGUUACUGCCGUUAGUAUGGAUUCGUCCAAUAAUUCCCCUCCGACACAUUCAAUAGCAUUUCCGGAUAAAAUCUCAACUUUCGAGCUUUCAAGUUACGAAUGGUCUCGAAAUCUGCUAUGCGUAGCCCUUCCCGAUAAGCUGCUGUUAGGAAUGGUUCGGUUUCCGGAAGAAAGCGAAUCAGAGUGCUUCGAGUGGAGCCUGCUAAAGGAGGUGCAUCAUGAAACUCGAUGUCAUGCAGUAGCAUUUGCGCCGGAAACGUCGCUGGCCGUACUGCCUAAGGUUAUCAUAGUGUGCACGGCUGGAGCAGAUUACAAUCUUAGAAUAUUGAACAGUGAUCUUGAAGAUGAUAAUACAGUCCAGGUUUUAUCUGGACAUAAUAGCUACGUAAAUCAGGUUAGUUGGGAUCCAGACGGAGAGUACUUGGCAUCGUGUGGAGAUGAUAACAUGUGUAUCAUGUGGAAACGGAAAGAGAAUUACUCGAAGGGACCAGUUUUCAUUUUGGACUCGGCGGUCGUUUCAGCAAAAUGGCACCCGGAUGAGGCAGGAAAAGUACUAAUCGCAGAAAAAUCCGGAAUUGUACAUUUAUACAAUGUGGAAUCUAAGCUUGCCAUAUUAUCGGUAGAGAGUAGCAGAAAUCCGCUGAACUACGCCGAUUGGAGCCUAAACAAUUCGGCCUUUGUUGUGGCCAUAGCUGGUGGAGAAUUGGUGUUUUGGGAUCUCAAGAAACCAAGCCGACCGAUUGAGAGUAAAAAGAUUCACGAAGACUGCGGUCAUAUCGUUAAAUUUGCCCCUCAUUCCGAGACGAUUAUUGCUAGCGUGGGCCGUCCGAGAACCACGCUGAAAGUAAUCCACGUUAAGAACCAGAUACCGCAAGUGGAAGCUAAGCUGUUGCUUUACGGCGGACUGUGCUGGCAUUACCAACUUCCUUAUGUUGUGGCAGGACAAGACAAAAAGCUCUGCUUUUGGAAGAUUUGUUCGUAAAGUAUCA